CGGAAUUCGAGCUGGGGUCCAUUCGCCAUCGUUAGCAAUCUCUAUCGAACCGCACCCUGCACCACUACACGAGGCAGGCAGUGAAGGAGACCUUAUCAGUUGCGUUGCUAACGACGCCAACGCCCUGCCCGCCAUCGUAACACCCAGUGCUCUACGUCCCUAACCAUCCUUGACGUACACAGACACCACUUCUUGAGUCAUGUCAAAUCAGAAACGUCUCGUCCUGUACACCUCUCCGACCGGUAACGGGCGUCAGGUCCCGAUCUUACUCGAGGAGCUCAAGUUAAUCUACGGCCCUGCAAUCGACUACGAAAUUGUCCUUAUUGACCGCAAGAAGGGAACACAGAAGGAACCCUGGUUUCUCGCCCUCAACCCAAAUGGCAAGAUCCCUACGCUCGUUGACAGAGCUCAGGAGAACUUUGCCGUAUUCGAAUCGUCCGCCAUUCUGUUGUACCUUGUCCAGACGUUUGAUGUCGACCGCCGGCUGUCGUUCGAUCCUGCAACUCACCCGAAAGACUAUUCGGAAAUGAUGCAGUGGCUCUUUUACGUGCACGGCGGUCUUGCCAUAGCCUAUGGUCAAUCCGUCCAUUUCACCGAACUGGAGGAGGAAGUCCCAUACGCGAAGAAUCGAUGGCUGACUGAGCUUGAACGACACUUUGGCGUGCUCGAGAGCCGACUCAUCAAUCGAAAGUACCUUUCCGGUCCAGGAGAUGGUACUUACAGCGUGGCUGAUAUCAAAGCCAUGGUUUGGGCGGGUCCAAAAAUGCUAUCUCGACUUGGGGUGGGGCCGAUUGACAAGUGGCCGAAUGUCAAGGCAUGGCUCGCUCGCAUCGAGGAACGACCCGGUAUCAGUGCCGCAGAGAAGGCGCUUCAAUAGUAAUCUUAGCAACUGAACAUUUUGUACGAUUAGCCUAUCUUUGAAGUGUACCCCAUCUACC
Coniophora puteana RWD-64-598 SS2 is the source of this 938-nucleotide messenger RNA. RefSeq names its product glutathione S-transferase C-terminal-like protein. The record is from RefSeq and is a predicted model, not a curated record. NCBI's taxonomy places the organism in Eukaryota, Fungi, Basidiomycota, Agaricomycetes, Boletales, Coniophoraceae. Bases 200 to 877 code for a protein of 225 amino acids. The transcript is spliced from 6 exons.